AUGGCGCUCAGCUCCCGGGCUCACGCCUUCUCCGUGGAGGCGCUGGUGGGGAGAUCCGCCAAGAGGAAGCUGCCGGACGGCCGCGACGAGGAGCCCGCGGCCCGCGGGCAGAGCCGCAAAGCGCCCGACGCCGAGAAGCGGCCCAAGGCGGCGGAGAGCCGGGAGGCGAGGGGCGAGGUGCAGGUGGAGCUGCAGGGCUCCGAGCUCUGGAGGAGGUUUCACGACAUCGGCACCGAGAUGAUCAUCACCAAGGCCGGCAGGCGGAUGUUCCCCUCCGUGAGGGUGAAGGUGAAGGGGCUGGAGCCGCUGCAGCAGUACUACAUCGCCAUCGACGUGGUCCCGGUGGACUCCAAAAGAUACAGGUACGUCUACCACAGCUCGCAGUGGAUGGUGGCGGGCAACACGGACCACUCGUGCAUCACGCCGCGGCUCUACGUGCACCCCGACUCCCCGUGCUCGGGGGAGACGUGGAUGCGGCAGAUCAUCAGCUUCGACCGCGUCAAGCUCACCAACAACGAGAUGGACGACAAGGGCCACAUCAUCCUGCAGUCGAUGCACAAGUACCGGCCGCGCGUGCACGUGAUCGCGCGCGACGGCCGCCUCGACGGGGCGCCGCCGCGGGCGCUGCCGCCCGCCGGCGUGCAGACCUUCUCCUUCGGCGAGACCGAGUUCACCACCGUGACGGCCUACCAGAACCAGCAGAUCACCAAGCUGAAAAUCGACAGAAACCCCUUCGCCAAGGGCUUCCGCGACCCCGGGCGCAACAGGGGCGUUUUGGACGGGCUCCUGGAGACGCUGCCCUGGCGGCCCCCCCUCGGCCUCGACUUCCCGGCUUUCGGCGCCGAGAGCCCGCGUGGGAGCUCCAGUUCGUCGCCCGUGGCCUCCAGUGGUGGGACGCCAUCUCCUCUGAAUUCCUUGCUUUCUCCAUCUUGCUCGCCUCCUGCGUUUCAUCUAUCAGCGAGCAACAUUGGCGUGGCGUGUCCCGAAACGUACCUGCACAACCUCAGCGUGCCCCUCUACUACAGGAUUUGUCCUACGGGCUUUUUAAGACAACAGUCUCUUGUGUUUCCAAGCCAAGAAAAACUGGGAGGCACCAACCCGCAUGUUUUACCCCACUUCAUGGUGGAUAUACCAAAACUCUCUUCUCUCGGUGUAACAAAUCUGAAAAAUGGUAAAACUGAAGACUUAAAUGGGCAGUGUCUACAAGUACCCAAUUCUGCUAGUCAAAUGCUGUAUGGAUUACAUGCAUCUGGAAACAUUUUCCCAUCAAGUCCCAUUGCUCGGGAAGCACUUAAUUGUUCUUUACAUCCUCCAUAUGGCUUGUACGGUUAUAACUUUUCUAUGCCAACUAGACUGAUGAAUGCAGCAGGCCAUUUCAAAGUGAAUGACAGCGUUCCCGCUCCUUUCAGAGAUGGCAGAUGUAAUCACUCUAACUGGCACCCGACAAUUAACCAUUGCCUUUAA
Messenger RNA from Rhea pennata, 1464 nucleotides. It is a transcript of the gene TBX22, whose product is annotated as T-box transcription factor 22. Gene Ontology annotation, biological process: regulation of transcription by RNA polymerase II; positive regulation of DNA-templated transcription; cell fate specification. Gene Ontology annotation, molecular function: RNA polymerase II cis-regulatory region sequence-specific DNA binding; DNA-binding transcription factor activity, RNA polymerase II-specific. The transcript has 8 exons. Lineage: Eukaryota; Metazoa; Chordata; Aves; Rheiformes; Rheidae. The record is from RefSeq and is a predicted model, not a curated record. Gene Ontology annotation, cellular component: nucleus. The coding region runs from base 1 to 1464 and encodes 487 amino acids.